AUGCAGCAACGCGCAGCGAACACCGUUCCAGACAAGGUAAUAAUCAUUGGUGCUGGGAUCUUUGGUCUGUCCACAGCACUCGCUCUGGCAGAGAGAUACCCAUCGACCCAGGUCAUAGUGGUUGAUCGUCUGACGCCGCCCGUGCCUGAUGGAACAAGCGUCGACACCACUCGUUGCAUCCGGUCAGAUUAUGCGGACCCUAUAUACCGAAGACUAGCGGAGCUUGCGCAGGACAAGAUCAUGAACGACGCCGAUCUUCAGCCAUACGUGUUCCAACAGGGCAUGACUUUCGUCUGCGAUGGUAGACCAAGUCGCUUCACAGAUGUCUGGCAGCGGCAAGCUGAAAGAGCGAGGAUGAACCCGAACUCCGCGGAAUCGACGUCGAGGGAGGAGGUCUUUCAGCGUAUCCACGGCAAGGACAGACUACCGCCGGAGCUGUCAGCCUUGGAAGGAAAGGCAGACUGGUGCCAAGCAUACACCAACUUAUCAGCUGCUUUCAUCGAUGCCAAAGAGUCUGUCCAAGUGUACUAUAAUCGAUGCCAAGCCAGACCUUCCAUCAACUUUCGCUGUGGUUCAGCAGUCAUGCAAAUUGAUGUUAUCAACCAGGCGGCGACAGGCGUGACACUCGAGAAUGGCGAGAAGCUUGAAGCUGGACUAGUCGUCGUCGCAGCUGGAGCCUGGUCCAACAAACUUGUUUCCCUUGGCACACGCGUGCACCCCAUCGGCCACGAAGUCGUGUGGUUCAAAGUGACACCAGAGGAAGAAGAACGCUGGAAGCACAUGUCAAUUACAACCAACAUGUCCACAGGCUUGAAUAUCUUCCCACCGUAUCACGGUGAGGUCAAAGUUUUACGUAGGUCGCCUGGUUAUAUCAACAGCAUCUCAGUGCCGCAUCCAGACGACCAGUCAAAAGUACUUCACAUCUCGCACCCGCGAACGGCCGUCGACAGCCCAACGGACGUCAUACCUGCUGAUGCGGAACUCUCCAUCCGGCAAAACCUGCGAGAGAUCAUGCCGCCACUUGCGGACAGACCGUUCGACAGAAGCAAAAUAUGCUGGAUUAGCACAACGCCCACGUCGGAUUUCCUGGUUGCUCCUCAUCGAUCCAUUGCGGGUAUACAUUUGGCUACGGGCGGUUCAGCACAUGCCUGGAAGUUCUUGCCGAUAAUUGGUGACUUGAUCGUGGAUUCGGUGGAAGGUACCUUGGCUCCAGACCUUGUCGACAAGUGGUCAUUUACUAGGCAAGCUGACGCUAGAGACGAAAAUGCGCCUCGCAUGGAUGGAGAACCGCAGGAGCUGAGCAAUGUUGUGCGCCAUCGUUUGUAG
This is a messenger RNA of Cyphellophora europaea CBS 101466, 1326 nucleotides long. RefSeq lists its product as uncharacterized. Gene Ontology annotation, molecular function: flavin adenine dinucleotide binding; L-pipecolate oxidase activity; sarcosine oxidase activity. The transcript has 3 exons. Bases 1 to 1326 code for a protein of 441 amino acids. NCBI's taxonomy places the organism in Eukaryota, Fungi, Ascomycota, Eurotiomycetes, Chaetothyriales, Cyphellophoraceae. The record is from RefSeq and is a predicted model, not a curated record.